Molecule: messenger RNA, 4068 nt
Organism: Oncorhynchus masou masou (cherry salmon)
Lineage: Eukaryota; Metazoa; Chordata; Actinopteri; Salmoniformes; Salmonidae
Gene: hipk3b
Product: homeodomain interacting protein kinase 3b
Exons: 16
Coding region: 142-3975 (1277 amino acids)
Biological process (GO): peptidyl-threonine phosphorylation; peptidyl-serine phosphorylation
Cellular component (GO): cytoplasm; nucleus; PML body
Molecular function (GO): ATP binding; protein serine/threonine kinase activity; protein tyrosine kinase activity
Source: RefSeq, a predicted model, not a curated record
ACUGCUGCUGCUGAGCACAACCCGGGCAGACUGUAUACUGUAGUUCUCCGCCGUCCUCCUAAUAACUCCCAUGGAGGGAAUCAUCAGGGUGUGUCUCACUGAACUUCAGAGAGAGGACCACAUCUCCUAACAUGGAGGAGAAUGAGAGUGAAGACAGGUAUGGCCUCACAAGUCUGGAUCUACCCACCACACAUUUAUCAAACCCAGACUAGUGCCCUUUGCAGUGUGAAGAAAGUCAAAGUGGAGCCCAGCAGCUGUGUGUACCAUGAGAGAGCCCAACCUUGGACUUCUCUGAACGGCAGAACCCUUGGCAUAGCGCACCCGAUCAGACUCGCUCCCUCCUUUGCGACCCGAGACUUGGCAGUGGGCGAGAGAACACGUGGCGGCGGGCAGGAGUUCCCUGUACAGACGGUGGCCGUGCGUGGGGUACGGAGAAAGCAGAACGGAACAGGCCCGGCAGAGGCCCAGCAGCCCCAGGACACAGGGCCAGUCCCCUGGCAGGGCAAGGGGCAGGAGCAGACGGACAGAGACAGGGGAGGCAGCAGUAGUGGAGCGACAAGAGGAGGGGGAAGGGGGGAGGAAGGUCGAGGAGGAGGUAGGAAGGAAGAGACAGAAGGUGACUGGGAAGAGGGUGAUUGUGGAGGUUUGAACUUGACCGACAGCGCUCAGCGAUGUGGGCUGAAACGUAAGAGCGAGGAGCUUGAUAACCGCGGGAGCACCAUGCAGAUAGUGGAGGACCUGUCCAUGUUGCCAGCCAUGAUGCAAACGACCAAUGGGGGGAAUCCAGCUGGGUUGCCCACGGCUGUAGGGGGCGGAGGAGGACCCCCAACCAAACAGGGAGCGGCGGGCGGAGCAGGAGGGGGUGAUGGGGACUACCAGCUGGUGCAGCAUGAGGUCCUGUGCUCCAUGAAGAACACGUACGAGGUGCUGGACUUCCUGGGCCGCGGCACCUUCGGACAGGUGGUAAAGUGCUGGAAGAGGGGUACUGGGGAGGUGGUGGCGGUGAAGAUCCUGAAGAACCACCCGUCAUACGCGCGCCAGGGCCAGAUAGAGGUGGGCAUUCUAGCCCGACUGAGCGGGGAGAACGCGGAUGAGCACAACCUGGUGCGGGCCUUCGAGUGCUUCCAGCACCGCAGCCACACAUGCCUGGUGUUUGAGAUGCUGGAGCAGAACCUCUAUGACUUCCUCAAGCAGAACAAGUUCAGCCCGCUGCCGUUGAAGGUGAUCCGACCCGUGCUGCAGCAGGUGGCCACGGCCCUGAGGAAGUUGAAGACCAUGGGCCUGAUCCACGCUGACCUAAAGCCGGAGAACAUUAUGCUGGUGGACCCUGUCAGGCAGCCCUACAGGGUGAAGGUGAUAGACUUUGGCUCAGCCAGCCACGUGUCCAAGGCAGUGUGCUCCACAUACCUCCAGUCCCGGUACUACAGGGCUCCAGAGAUCAUCCUGGGCCUGCCCUUCUGUGAAGCUAUCGACAUGUGGUCCCUGGGCUGUGUGAUCGCUGAGCUCUUCCUGGGCUGGCCCCUCUACCCAGGGGCCCUGGAGUACGACCAGAUUCGCUACAUUUCUCAGACGCAGGGUUUGCCUGGGGAGCAUCUGUUGAAUGUGGGGACGAAGACGGCACGGUUCUUCUGCAGGGAGUCUGACUCCCCCUACUCAGCAUGGCGAUUGAAAUCGACUGAUGAGCAUGAGACCGAGACGGGGAUGAAAUCGAAGGAAGCAAGGAAGUACAUCUUCAACUGUUUGGAUGACAUGGCGCACGUCAACUUGGUGAUGAAUCUGGAAGGUAGUGACCUGUUGGCAGAGAAGGUGGACCGAAGAGAGUUUGUCGGCCUGCUGAAGAGGAUGUUGUGGAUCGAUGCGGAGAAGAGGAUCGCCCCCGCUGAGGCGCUCAGCCACUCCUUUAUGUCCAUGCAACACCUGCUCCACUUCCCCCAUAGCAACCAUGUCAAAUCAUGUUUCCACAUCAUGGACGUUACCCGCUCUCGUCCCGGUCCUUACGACACGCUCAACCGGAACAAAGCCCCCUUCAUCAGACCGGUGACCACCACCACCACCACAGUUAACCUGACCGGGCCCUUCAGCAAGAUGGCCGCCAUCCACAACCAAGCUUUAGCCCCCUCGGCCCCCUCAGUGAUGCACCCUGGGAUACCGCUCCAAACAGGAGAUGGCCAGUUUGGCUGCAGCGACUCAUUUCAACAGGCACUCAUCCUGUGCCCCCCAACGAUGCAGGGAAUCCCCACUAACGCAGCCAAGCCUCAGGGCUUCUCCGUACGCAUGGAGACUGCUGUGCCUCUGGUCACCCAAGCUCCCUCCAUCCAGCCCCUACAGAUCAGACCUGGGCUCAUCACACAGCAGACCUGGUCUAACCGCCCCCAGCAGAUCCUGGUGCCCGCCUGGCAGCAGGUGACUCCAAUGGCGCCCCCACCAGCCACCAUGGCGUCUGACACUGUGGCAGGCCCACAGAGACUGGGAGAAUGGGGGAAGGUGCGUCCCCAUGGCAACCAAUACAGCUCUAUGAUGCCCCACCACCAUCAGCCGUUCUUAACCAACCAGAUGACCAUGUCUGCCCACCAGCCAAUCAGCAUAGGCAUCGCACACGUGGUGUGGCCACAGCCCUCUGCAAACAAGAGAAACAAGCCCUGCUUUAACAGAGGCAACAAUUUCACCUACAACACCAACACCCAAAACUCAGCAUGCCAGUCCCCAAAGAUGGCCGACACCAUGAGGAAUGUCCCAGAGGGUAGAUUCCCAGAGGCGGGGCGAGCUGCACAGCUGGAACCUGAACCGGAGCAGGAGGAGGAGCCCAGCUGCUGUAAGGCAGGUUCAGACUCUGAAGAGCAGUCUGUCUCUUAUAAGCAGCGGCAGGCCAUGGUGAUGUCUGAUGUGGCCAGCCCCACUGUUACUGUCAUUAGUAUCAGCAGUGAUGAGGAAGAGGAGGAGGAAGAGAGAACACGGAGACACUCACUGGGGAGUAAGUGUAAGGGCAGUGCUGAGUGUGAGGCGUGUCAGAGCACAGUGAGUAUGGAGAGAGUAUGUUCCCUCAGUAGUCCAGACAGCACCCUCAGCACCAGCUCCUCUGCCUCAGCCCAGUCCAGCACCUCACCCUGCAAACGCCCCAACAGUAUGUCAGAUGACGAGCAGGAGAGCGGUUGUGACAUUGUGGAUGGCUCGCCUUCCUCCGACUCCUCUGGCCCUAGCAACAGCCCCUUCACCGAACAACGCUACAUCGCCGAUGGCAACCAGAACCGCGAGCCCCGUGUAGCGUGCGUCGCCCCGGUAACGGAGCCCAGAAAGCCAGCGGUGCGCACCAUGGUGGUGCCGCCCAUGAGGGUGCAGAAUAACAACCCCCACCCACACAUCAACGAGACGCUAGGCAACACCAAGUCUUUCCAGUUCAAAGGGCGAGGUAUUCCGGGCCGUCAACCGCACCACUCCAUCCCCCUCCUCAACCGGCCACAGAAGAUCACUGCAUUCCAGCACCAGCAACAGCAGCCCAUGGGCUUUGGACAGCUCCAGCAUUACGGCUCCUGCCACCAGGAAUGGAAUGGAAACUAUGCCCACCGGCGCCCGCAGGCUUACAUCCCCCCCACUAUGCAUGGGCACUCCUUUACCCUACCCCACGGCAGCCCCAACCACACUUCAGGCCCCCGCCAUCACCCCCACCCGCACGGCCAGCAUACUCUUCUGUCCUACCCCCCCCCUGGGCCCCUGGUCACAGCAGCCCCUGUGGCCCACAUCCUGGCCUCCCCUGGGGCUUCACGGCCCGUCCUGCAGCCCGCCUACAGCAUCUCUCACCCGGGCGGUAUCGUCCACCAGGUCACUGUGGGCAUCAACCCCCGGCUGCUGCCCUCGCCCACUAUCCACCCCCAGGGCCAGUUCAAGGCCCUCUUCCCCCCACACCCCUACAUGGCCUCGCCUGCCUACGCCACCUUCCCCCUCAGCCCCACCAAACUCAACCAGUACCCCUACAUCUGACAGGGUCCCGGAGCAGCCCACCCUCCAGAUGCACCUCGCGCCCCCCGGGGGCCAAGCGAGCAGGAGGGGCCUUCUUCUCAGAAUACACAACAA